CCUAGAUCAAUGAGGGACGGACGCGCUCGCGAAUCCACCCGAAUCCUUCAUCCACGCAAAGCCUGUCGAAGAGGGAUCGAGAGUCGAAAGAAGGAACAAAGAUCCACCCGAUUUCACCUAGUCCGCGACCAAAGAAGGCGGCGCGCGGAAGCUCGAGGAAAGAGAGAGAGAGACGGGCAUGAACUCGACGGUGAUGGAAGAGCAUUGCAUGACGCUCCCCCCGAAGAUCAAUUCGCAGGGAUUACAAGUGAAGGGUUACUGGGAACACGGCGUGCUCCAGUUCGCGAUGCCGCAGCUGCAGCUGCAGAUGGUGUUUAUCUUCGCCGUCUCGCAAGCCUGCCAUUUCGUCCUGAAGCACGUUGGCCUGCCUCCCUUCGCCACGCAGCUCCUCGCAGGGAUCAUGCUUGGGACUACGAUGAUCGGGAAGAACAAGAAUAUGAAGAAGUUCCUGUUUCCGAACUUUGGGGUUGACGAUUCGCAGGCGCAGGAGAUCCUGGAUGCAGUGGAGCUGUUAGGGUACACGCUGUUUUUGUUCCUGAGCGGGGUGAAGACGGACAUGGGGAUGCUACGGAAGGUCGGGAAGAAGUCAUGGACAAUUGGGGUGGCGGCCACCCUGGUCCCGCUAAUGGUAGGCGGCGCUGCCCUUUUAGCUCUCGCCGACCUCCGCAAGCCCGAUGUUCCAGAGAUCGUGGCCCUGACAUCGGUGCAGUCCGUUACUGUCUUCCCUGUGAUCUCAUGCCUCCUCAACGACCUCAAGAUCCAGAACUCCGAGCUGGGCCGCCUCGCAUUGUCCUCGUCCCUUGUGAGCAACGUCCUCGCCAUAUUGCUCCUGUUCCUUACAUCGCUCAUGAGGUUGAAAAAGGCGGACGCUUACAAGAACUUCGCCAUGACCGCGGGCUAUCUCUUGGUGGUCACACUCAUCGCGCGGCCCGCAAUGCUCUGGAUGAUCAGGCAGACCCCCGAGGGCAGGCCGGUGAAGGAGAGCUACCUCCGUGCAAUCCUGGCCACGCUCCUGCUGUCCUCGCUCUUGUCCAAGUACUUAGGCCAAUCGAUUCUGUUCGGGUCUAUUAUUCUCGGGCUGGUUGUGCCCGAUGGUCCCCCGCUGGGUUCCACGAUAGUGAACAAGCUGGACUGCUUCUUCGUUGGCUUCCUCCUGCCGAUCUACGUGACGGUCACAGCCACGAAGGUGGACCUGACGGUACUGAUGGCCUCUGUCGAAGGGCUGAAGGUCGAGCUAACCCUUGUCUCCAUUGUGUUCGUGUCCAAGUUCGCAUCAUGUUUCGUGCCCCCGCUGCUCUGUCAGAUGCCCGUCAAAGACUCGCUGGCCCUCGCCCUGAUCCUGUGCUGCAAGGGGGUCGUCGAGCUAGGUAUAUAUCGGUACCUCCACGAGAUGGAGUUCUUCAGUGAGAGCCGGAUGGGGCUCGCCCUGAUGGCCGUGCUCGCUUUGGCGAGCCUCAUGCCUAUCCUGGUGAAGCUUCUAUUCAACAAAUCUAGGAAGUAUGCGGGCUACCAGAAGCGCAAUGUCGUCCAUCUGAAGCCCGAUUCGGAGGUCCCAGUCCUGGCCUGCAUCCACCGGGCCGAUCAGAUCAACCCUGUGAUAGACCUAGUCGACGCCUUUUACCCAACCCUGGAGGGCCCCGUACGGGUCUACGUGCUCCACCUGAUCAAGAUGGUGGGACGGGCCAUGCCCAUCUUCAUCUCCCACGAGCUCCAAAAUAAGGUGGCCAACGGCACGUCCUACUCGGACCAUCUCAUCUCUGCCUUUUCCCACUACGCACGUAGCAACCCCGGGGCCAUCCAGGCCAGCAUCUUCACCGCUGUGUCGCCUCCGAAGCUCAUGUAUGAGGACAUAUGCCACACCGCCCUGGACAACCUGACCGCCCUCAUCCUCCUCCCCUUCCACAAGAGGUGGUCGUCCAUCGAUGGCUCCGUCGUGUCUGAGGACAACCACAUUCGCAGCCUCAACUGCAGCGUACUCCAGUGGGCGCCUUGCUCCGUUGGCAUACUCAUCGAUCGCGGGGGAUCUCCAAAUGCCGCCGCUGCCUCGGAUGAGCCGUUCCGCGUGGCCGUGUUCUUCCUAGGCGGGAAUGACGACCGAGAGGCCCUGGCCCUUGCCAGGCGGAUGGCCAGGGACCCCCAGCUCUACCUGACGGUACUGCACCUAGGUGUCGACGAGGAGGACGGGUGCAUCAUCAGCUGGGACAAGAUGAUCGACGGGGAGACGCUGAAGGUCUUCAAGGAAGGAUUUUUGGGGAAGAACGUCGAGUACCAGAAGGAGAUUGUGAAGGACGGCCCGAAGACGGCCAGGCUGGUCAGGUCCCUGGCACACCAGUUCGAUCUGAUCCUCGUUGGACGUCGACACGGGCUCGAAUGCAUCCAGACCGCAGGGCUCUCGACAUGGACUGAGCUCCCAGAGCUCGGGAUUUUAGGGGACCUACUGGCCUCCACCGAUCUCGACACCAGUUGUUCGGCUCUGGUAGUGCAGCAACAGCAAAGGCUUUAGCCAUAGCAUAGUCGUGGCUUAUUAGCAUCGUACCUCUGCCAUCCUUUUUUCCACUCUUUGGUUCUCUACGUGUACUAACAAAUCAGUGGUUUUUAGCAUGUUGAACUCUUUAUUCUCAACA
Syzygium oleosum is the source of this 2624-nucleotide messenger RNA. RefSeq names its product cation/H(+) antiporter 4-like. NCBI's taxonomy places the organism in Eukaryota, Viridiplantae, Streptophyta, Magnoliopsida, Myrtales, Myrtaceae. The coding region runs from base 179 to 2503 and encodes 774 amino acids. Gene Ontology annotation, biological process: proton transmembrane transport; regulation of pH. The transcript is spliced from 2 exons. Gene Ontology annotation, molecular function: antiporter activity. The record is from RefSeq and is a predicted model, not a curated record. Gene Ontology annotation, cellular component: membrane; endomembrane system.